Messenger RNA from Ornithorhynchus anatinus (platypus), 7121 nucleotides. It is a transcript of the gene CCDC88A, whose product is annotated as coiled-coil domain containing 88A. Gene Ontology annotation, molecular function: microtubule binding; dynein light intermediate chain binding. The transcript has 32 exons. Lineage: Eukaryota; Metazoa; Chordata; Mammalia; Monotremata; Ornithorhynchidae. Gene Ontology annotation, cellular component: cytoplasm; centrosome. The record is from RefSeq and is a predicted model, not a curated record. The coding region runs from base 31 to 6237 and encodes 2068 amino acids. Gene Ontology annotation, biological process: cytoplasmic microtubule organization; cytoskeleton-dependent intracellular transport.
UUCCUUUUAACCAUCCUUUAAGCUGUAAAAAUGGAGAGCGAGGUUUUCACCCCCCUUCUGGAGCAAUUCAUGUCCAGCCCCUUGGUCACUUGGGUGAAAACGUUUGGACCUCUGGCCGCGGGAAACGGGACCAACCUGGAUGAAUAUGUGGCAUUGGUCGAUGGCAUAUUCUUGAACCAGGUCAUGCUGCAAAUAAAUCCCAAAUCGGAAAGUCAGAGAGUAAAUAAAAAAGUCAACAAUGAUGCCUCACUUAGAAUACAAAAUUUAUCCAUUUUAGUGCGACAGAUAAAAUCUUAUUAUCAGGAAACUUUACAGCAGUUGAUAAUGAUGUCUUUGCCAAAUAUCCUAAUCAUUGGCAAAAAUCCCUUUUCUGAACAAGGAACAGAAGAAAUUAAAAAACUGCUGUUACUUUUAUUGGGCUGUGCAGUUCAGUGUCAGAAGAAAGAAGAAUUCAUUGAAAAAAUCCAAGAUUUAGAUUUUGACACCAAAGCAGCAGUCGCGGCCCACAUACAAGAGGUAACGCAUAAUCAGGAAAAUGUGUUUGAUAUGCAAUGGAUGGAGGUGACUGACAUGCCUCAAGAGCACCUGGAGCCACUCUUGAAAAAUAUGGCAUUACAUUUGAAAAGACUUAUCGACGAGAGAGAUGAGCAUUCCGAGACCAUCAUAGAACUCUCUGAAGAACGAGAUGGCCUUCACUUUCUCCCACAUGCCUCAUCUGCACAGUCACCUUGUGGUUCCCCAGGCAUGAAGCGCACUGAAAGCAGACAGCACCUCUCGGUGGAACUCGCAGAUGCAAAGGCAAAGAUUAGAAGGCUUAGACAGGAGCUGGAGGAGAAGACUGAGCAAUUAUUAGACUGUAAACAGGAACUCGAACAGAUGGAAACAGAACUAAAGCGGCUACAACAAGAGAAUAUGAACUUACUUUCGGAUGCUCGCUCCGCCAGAGUGUACCGAGAUGAAUUGGAUGCCCUUCGAGAGAAGGCAAUCAGAGUUGACAAACUUGAAAGUGAAGUCAGUCGUUAUAAAGAAAGAUUGCAUGAUAUUGAAUUUUACAAGGCAAGAGUUGAGGAAUUAAAAGAAGACAAUCAAGUGUUACUGGAAACAAAGACCAUGCUGGAAGACCAAUUAGAAAAUACCAGAGCUCGUUCUGAUAAAUUACAUGAAUUAGAAAAAGAAAAUCUACAACUGAAGGCCAAACUACAUGAUAUGGAAAUGGAACGUGAUCUGGAUAGAAAGAAGAUUGAAGAGUUGAUGGAAGAAAAUAUGACUUUGGAGAUGGCUCAGAAACAAAGUAUGGAUGAAUCAUUACAUCUUGGCUGGGAACUGGAGCAAAUAUCCAGAACCAGUGAACUUUCUGAAGCUCCACAAAAAUCUCUGAGCCAUGAAGUGAAUGAAUUAGCAUCCAGUAGGUUGCUGAAGCUGGAAAUGGAAAACCAGAGUUUGGUGAAGACUGUGGAAGAGCUUCGGAGUUCUGUGGGUUCAGUAGAAGGCAAUAAUUCCAAAAUUCUGAAACUGGAGAAGGAAAACCAGAGGCUGAGCAAAAAGUUGGAAGGCCUUGAGAAUGAAAUUAGUCAAGAGAAACAAAGCCUUCAAAAUAGUCAAAAUCUGAGUAAGGACCUCAUGAAGGAGAAAGCACAGCUUGAAAAAACAGUCGAAACUCUUAGAGAAAAUUCAGAAAGACAGAUUAAAAUACUGGAACAGGAGAAUGAACAUCUGAAUCAAACCGUGACUUCUUUAAGACAGCGCUCACAGAUAAGUGCUGAAGCAAGAAUGAAGGACAUUGAGAAAGAAAAUAAAAUCUUACAUGAAUCUAUCAAAGAGACAAGCAGCAAGUUAAAUAAGAUUGAAUUUGAAAAGAGGCAAGUUAGAAAAGAAUUAGAGCAUUUUAAAGAAAAAGGAGAAAGAGCAGAAGAGCUCGAAAAUGAGUUGCAUCGUCUGGAAAAGGAAAAUGAAUCAUUACAGAAAAAGAUAACCAAUUUAAAAAUUACUUGUGAGAAGAUUGAAUCUUUAGAACAGGAAAAUUCAGACCUGGAAGUGGAAAAUAGAAAAUUAAAAAAGGCUCUGGAUAGCUUAAAAAACCUAACUUUUCAACUUGAGUCCUUGGAGAAAGAGAAUUCUCAGCUUGAUGAAGAAAACUUAGAACUGCGAAGAUCAGUAGAAUCUUUAAAGUGUACCAGUAUGAAGAUGGCUCAACUGCAAUUAGAAAAUAAAGAGUUGGAAAGUGAAAAAGAGCAACUGAAGAAAGGCCUUGAACUCAUGAAGGCUUCUUUCAAGAAAACUGAGCGUUUAGAAGUCAGUUACCAAGGUCUGGAUACAGAAAACCAAAGACUGCAGAAAGCCCUUGAAAAUAGCAAUAAAAAAAUUCAGCAGUUGGAAAUUGAACUCCAAGAUUUGGAGACUGAAAAUCAAACACUACAAAAGAGUUUAGAAGAAUUAAAAAUUUCUAGUAAGCGACUGGAGCAACUAGAAAAGGAAAAUAAGUUAUUAGAGCAAGAGACUUCUCAACUGGAAAAAGAUAAAAAGCAACUAGAGAAGGAGAAUAAGAGACUCCGGCAACAAGCAGAAAUCAAAGACAUUACAUUAGAAGAAAAUAACGUAAAAAUUGGAAAUCUGGAAAAGGAAAAUAAAUCCCUCUUCAAAGAAAUAGCUGUAUUUAAGGACUCCUGUGUACGACUAAAAGAGUUAGAGAAAGAAAACAAGGAGCUCGUGAAGAGAACAACUAUUGAUAAAAAAACACUUUUGACAUUGCGUGAGGAUUUGGUGAGUGAAAAGCUAAAGACUCAACAAAUGAAUAAUGAUUUAGAAAAACUUACUCACGAACUUGAAAAGAUAGGGUUAAAUAAAGAACGCCUCUUGCAUGAUGAGCAGAACACUGAUGACAGUAGGUACAAACUUUUGGAGUCAAAAUUAGAGUCUACUCUGAAGAAAUCCCUUGAAAUAAAAGAAGAGAAAAUUGCAGCUUUGGAAGCUCGAUUAGAAGAAUCCACAAAUUUCAAUCAACAACUGCGUCAAGAGCUUAAAACAGUGAAAAAGAACUAUGAAGCUCUCAAACAAAGGCAAGAGGAAGAGAGGAUGGUACAGAGCUCUCCUCCAAGAGUGGGUGAAGAGAAUCAAUCUGUUCGUAAAUGGGAAAGAGAAAGUCAAGAAACUACAAGAGAACUUUUGAAGGUCAAAGAUAGAUUAAUCGAAGUGGAGAGGAAUAAUGCUACCCUGCAGGCAGAGAAGCAAGCAUUGAAAACUCAGCUGAAGCAACUCGAGACCCAGAAUAAUAAUCUUCAGGCUCAGAUUCUGGCACUUCAGAGACAGACUGUGUCUUUGCAGGAGCAAAAUACCACCCUACAGACUCAGAAUGCCAAACUUCAGGUUGAAAAUUCUACUCUUAAUUCUCAAAGCACUUCACUAAUGAACCAGAAUGCACAACUACUUAUACAACAGUCUUCCUUAGAAAAUGAAAAUGAGACUAUAAUCAGGGAACGAGAAGAGCUGAAAUUGCUUUAUGAAUCACUGGUCAAAGAUCAUGAAAAAUUGGAACAUCUUCAUGAACGCCAAGCUUCUGAGUAUGAAUCUCUUAUUGCCAAGCAUGGAAGUCUGAAAUCUGCACACAAAAAUCUCGAGGUGGAGCAUAAAGACCUUGAAGAUCGUUACAAUCAGUUGCUGAAACAAAAAGGACAGUUGGAAGAGUUGGAAAAAAUGGUCAAAGUGGAACAAGAGAAAAUGCUUCAGGAAAAUAAAAAGCAUGAAACUGUAGCUGCAGAUUACAAAAAGCUUUGUGGUGAAAAUGAUAGGCUGAAUAACACUUAUAGUCAGCUACUGAAAGAUACUGAAGCUCUUCAAACUGACCAUAAGAAUUUAAAGAGCCUAUUAAAUAAUUCCAAACUGGAGCAAACCAGAUUAGAAGCUGAAUUUUCUAAAUUAAAGGAACAGUACCAACAAUUGGAUAUUACAUCCACAAAAUUGAAUAAUCAGUGUGAGUUGCUUAGUCAGCUUAAAGGAAACUUAGAAGAAGAAAAUAGACACCUGCUUGAUCAAAUUCAGACAUUAAUGCUACAAAAUAGAACACUAUUGGAACAAAAUAUGGAAAGCAAGGACCUAUUCCACGUUGAACAAAGACAGUAUAUUGAUAAAUUAAAUGAACUCAGAAGGCAAAAGGAGAAAUUGGAAGAAAAAAUUAUGGAUCAAUAUAAAUUUUAUGAGCCAUCACCUCCUAGAAGAAGAGGCAACUGGAUUACUCUAAAAAUGAGGAAACUGAUAAAGUCUAAGAAAGAUGUUAAUCGGGAACGUCUGAAAUCUUUAACGCUAACACCUACCCGCUCUGAAUCAAGUGAAGGAUUUCUUCAGCUACCCCUUCAGGACAGCCAAGACAGUUCUUCAGUGGGUUCUAACUCUCUGGAAGAUGGCCAAACCCUGGGGACCAAGAAGAGCAGCAUGGUUGCCCUGAAAAGACUGCCCUUUUUGAGGAACAGACCGAAGGAUAAAGACAAAAUGAAGGCCUGCUAUCGUCGCUCCAUGUCCAUGAAUGACCUGGUGCAGUCCAUGGUCCUAGCAGGAGGACAAUGGACAGGUAGUACUGAGAAUUUGGAGGUUCCAGAUGAUAUUUCUACGGGUAAAAGGAGAAAAGAGUUGGGAGCUAUGGCCUUCUCUACUACAGCAAUCAACUUUGCCACCGUCAACUCUUCUACAGGAUUCAGAUCCAAGCAGUUGGUUAAUAAUAAAGAUGCUACAUCAUUCGAAGAUGUAAGCCCACAAGGUAUUAGUGACGAUUCUAGUACAGGAUCCAGAGUUCAUGGAGCUCAGGAAAGUAACUGUGUAGAGGUUUUUGCUCCUUCCAACCGUGGCAUCUCUACAGUGUGCAGGGUUCCUUGUCAGAUCUGUUCUUCCAGACCAGCCAGCCUUGAUAGUGGCAGAACAUCCACUAGCAAUAGCAAUAAUAAUGCUUCCCUUCAUGAAGUCAAAGCAGGUGCCGUUAAUAACCAAAGCAGGCCACAGAGCCACAGCAGUGGAGAGUUUAGCCUGCUUCACGACCACGAUGCUUGGUCCAGCAGCAGCAGCAGUCCAAUCCAGUACUUGAAAAGGAACACUCGCUCUAGCCCCGGGCUCCAGCACAAAAUGCCAGAAACCCUGGAUGGUCAAGGAUAUCACAGGAUCAAAACUGGCUCCCCUGGGAGUGAGGUGGUCACUCUACAGCAGUUUUUAGAAGAAAGCAACAAGCUUACCUCAGUACAGAUAAAAUCAUCAAGCCAAGAGAAUCUUUUAGAUGAAGUAAUGAAAAGUUUGUCCGUCUCCCCUGACUUUAUGGGAAGAGAAAAGACAGUGAAACAAUCAGCAGUUGGCUGUGGUAUUUCCAGGUCAGUAAGCGUGAGAUGCACAACUGAUUUCUCUGACGGAAAGCCAACAAAGCCGGAACAAUUUGUAUUGCCGAACCCUCGAAAGACUGAAGACUCCUACUUCAGCAGCUCUUCUGGAAAGUCUGGCACUCAAACAAAGGUCAAGUUAGUAAAAGAAACUUCUCUGUCACAACGACAAUCAAAAGAUCAUAACCCUUAUGCUACGUUACCUCGGGCGAGCAGCGUGAUAUCGACUGCUGAAGGAACUACGCGGAGAACAAGCAUUCAUGAUUUUUUGUCCAAGGAUAGUAGACAGCCUGUGUCGAUUGAUCCGUCGCCUUCCACAACUGAUAGCACCUUCUCAUCGACAUCUAGUGAGUACUGUCUACACCAAAAGUCCCCUCAUUUGCUUCCCGGGCCAAAAUUCACUAUAGAACCCUGUUCGGAAAAUUAUAUAGCCACGACUAUGGAGUCAGCCCUUGCUGGAUGUCCUUCGACCCAGUUUAAGAAUUCAAGAACUGAAAGGUCACAUUUGGUUGGCAAACCUUCUUCAGCCAUUAAUGUGUUCAGAGACACAGGGGAAGUGUCAGCUAACGGUAGGGCAGCGUCGUUUACCAUGAUGCACGUAUCACAGCCGUUUUUGUCCCUGAACACGGAAUUAGUGAGUAACAUAAGCGGGUUACCCCAAAGGCCAGCCUCCAAAGUCACCGAACAGGCAUUUAUCUCCUCAGUUAAAGCUGACGAUGAACAGGCUUCUAAGGAUCCUGAUAAGCCCAAUAACAGUAGUUCCCGGUCCUCUUUAAAUAGCGGUGAAUUUACCACUCCAUCAGGGGUAAAUGCUGGCGAAACAGAAUCCCCGUUACUGGUCUCUGAGGAUAAUCAAACUGUUUGGUAUGAGUAUGGUUGUGUGUAAUAGAAAACAGGUAGUGUUCAAGCUAUGUCCUCGUAAGUGGAAUAGGUUUCCUCCCUAUUGUCUGAAUUAGGGGGAGUCUCCCUGAAAUCAAGUCUUGUUUGUUGUGCUAGGUUUACAUUUCUUUUAGUUUUGUAUGGUGGUUAUAGUGUUUUGCUGUGUAUUAUAGCAUGUGUAUGAAUGUAAAAUUGUAACCACGCCAAAGCUUGCAUGAAGUAUUAAUUGCACUGUAUAUUUUCUGCAUGCCUUUAAAAGCCUUAACAGUACCAGCCGACGUUCCGUAUUUUUCCUCAUCAGAUAAAAAUAUCUUUUGUUACCUUACCAAGUGCAUGCCAAGACAUCUGCAUGCUCUAUUGCCAGAAAGGCACAGCCCAGGUAAUUUUAAGUACGCAAACACAAAUUCAGUAGCUUCUAAAUUAUUUUUACUCUAGCUUCUCAAGAAGGCACAUUUUCUCCCCUCCUCAUAAAGUACAUCUUGCACAUGUCUGCUACCAGUGAGGAAAGACGUAGCGAUAUGAUGCCACUUAUUUACACAGUGUACCCUCUUUUCCUUUUUGCUUUUUGAACCAAUUAUAAUUAAUAAUUUAUAUUGAGCAUAUGAUCAGACACUUCAAAUUUUAAAAAGUGUCAUCCUCAUGAACAUUAAUGGUAUCUUUAGAAAAGUUCCAUUAAAUGAAAUGUAACUUUUACAGACAGCCAGAGAGCCCCUUCCUUAGACCUUCUCUAUUUUCUGUGCUUUCUGUUCCUGUGUCUGAUGGGUAGAAGUACUCAAGUGCUUAUUUUUUUUUAGGUGAAUUUUUCCUGAAACCAGGUAACUCGGUAGUCUGACCAGAAAUUAUUUUCGGUGUGUAAUGCAGAUAAUAAUAAAAUACCGAAUGGACUCCUCA